Scutellospora calospora is the source of this 120-nucleotide messenger RNA. Lineage: Eukaryota; Fungi; Glomeromycota; Glomeromycetes; Diversisporales; Gigasporaceae. The record is from the annotation of a GenBank genome assembly.
AUGGCAAUUAUUAACCUUAACUGUGUCCUCCUUAAUGAUGAUAAUAAAACAUACUCCGAAGAUGAAAUUUUUACAAUUGAGAUUUCUAAUGAUAAAAAGUAUGAAUUGGUCAAAGAUAUG